AUAUAGGUACAAAAUGCGCAUAAAGCAGAGCAUUGAGGAAUAUCUGAAGAAUUCGACGUUGCAUGGAGCCCGUUUUAUAGUCGAUAAGGAUGCAAAUUGGUUGGAGCGCAUUUUUUGGGUCAUCUGUUUGAUUGCCUCAUGGUAUGCCUCCUGGUUGCUUAUUAAAGCAUCGCUUGCUGCCUUUGAGAAUAAUGCCAUUAGCUUUGUGGUGGAAAGUUCAUAUCGCGAUUGGGAUACCAAUUUUCCGGCCAUUAUUGUUUGUGAAUCUAAGAACAUGGAUCGCAUACAGGAAGUUGCUGAACAACUCUGGGGCGCCGAUCAUGAUUUUACUUUGGAGGAGGUGCUCAGUGAGAUUGCCUAUUUUCGUGGCGAGUCCUAUCACACGGUACAUGAGUGUGGAGGAGAGGAUUCGACAACUACCUGCUUCUAUUCCAACUUCUCGUAUUAUGCCCAGUUAGUUAGGAGCCCCUGUGUCAAUGCCAUCCGAAACUGCGAGUGGAAUAAUAAGCCCUUCGAGUGCUGCAAAUAUUUUCAACGCAUGGAAACUGAGCUGGGCAUUUGCUAUGCCAUCAACUCCAUGCAAGCCGGCAAAAACCAGGGUCCUAAGGUCAAUAUGUACUCCAAUCGUUUUACAGGACCGGGUUCUCUCAAAAUAGAACUACUUACGGAAGCGACAGUGUUCAUAUUGGGAGCCGAAGAAGUCCCCACUUUGGUAACACCCAAAACAGAUUUUCUAGUCGUGGGACCGUACAUAUCUUUCACUCGCUAUGUGUCGAAGCGUGAUAUUGAGAACGAUGAGGCGAUUCGUGAGACGAGCAUUCAUCAACGCAAUUGUCGCUUUCCGGAUGAGAAUAUUCUCGAUGUGCAUGGUUAUUAUAGCUAUAGUGCCUGUACCGUUCAAUGUCGAAAGGAUCGGCAAAUGGAGUUGUGCAAUUGCUCAAGUCACUUGUCUCCCAAUACCCCCGAUUGGCAAAAGUGCAACAUGGAUGGUCUCGAGUGUCUCAAUCGCCACUAUGAGGAUCUAUCGGUGAUCAUUGCCGAAUGGGCGCGUCGUCGUGGUAGAAAGGGUCUCGUUUGUGAUUGCUUGCCCUCCUGCACGGAGGUGGACAUUAGCACGGUGGCUGACAGCAAGGAUAAUAUCGAUGGAGAAGAGACUCCAGUAUCGAAAAUAGAAGUUGCCCUCAUAGAGUUGCCCACAGAGCGUUAUAAACGUAAUUUGGUGAGAGGUAAAUUGGAUUUGGUGGUUUCCAUAGGCGGUACAACAGGCCUGUUUGUUGGUGCUAGCCUGCUCAGUUUUGUGGAAAUUAUCUACUAUAUGACGAUACGCCCUUAUACCACAUAUAUGCAUGAGAAUCGUCGACAGCAACGAAACAAUUUACUGAGAGCCGUGCACUAAAAAAGAAUGCACUCUUUUAUGAGAGUCUUACGUAAUUGGUGAAAAAAAACCGUAUCCAUAAACACUCGUUUAUAUCUUAUCACACCGAACUAUAUUUUGCACAAUCCAAUAACAAAAAACUAAGCAAACCGAAUUCAAAA
Messenger RNA from Drosophila innubila, 1536 nucleotides. Its product is annotated as sodium channel protein Nach. NCBI's taxonomy places the organism in Eukaryota, Metazoa, Arthropoda, Insecta, Diptera, Drosophilidae. The transcript has 7 exons. The coding region runs from base 14 to 1396 and encodes 460 amino acids. Gene Ontology annotation, molecular function: ligand-gated sodium channel activity. Gene Ontology annotation, biological process: sodium ion transmembrane transport. Gene Ontology annotation, cellular component: membrane. The record is from RefSeq and is a predicted model, not a curated record.